Funneliformis caledonium is the source of this 459-nucleotide messenger RNA. NCBI's taxonomy places the organism in Eukaryota, Fungi, Glomeromycota, Glomeromycetes, Glomerales, Glomeraceae. The record is from the annotation of a GenBank genome assembly.
AUGAUGAUGCAAAGCAUCGAAUCUCGUGCUCAAAACUUGAACAGUUUUAUCUUGAGGAAGCUUGAUAUUGAGGAUUGCGAGAAAGUUAGCAUAAAUGAAAUUAUAACCUUACAAAAUAAAAAUUCUACUCUUGAUAUUGUUGGUUGGUAUUCAGAUACGAAUAGGACUUUUGUGUCAGAUGAAAAUGGGUUGAUAUAUAAAAAUCAAAGUAAAAAAUGUUUGAAAGCACAAAAUGACUGUCUCACUCAAAAACAACAAAAAAUUAUCUCUGGUUUAUCUGAAACCAUAAAACAUCUUGGUUAUGACAUUCGUGAAGUUCGAGAUAGAGUUACGAGAAGUAGUAAUGCAGGAUCUGAUACAUCCAAAACGCCUCAAAAAUAUACUGGCACUAUUUUCGAACUGUGGGAAGAAAUUGAUGCAUUAUUUAAUGAGAAAAAGCAUGUCAAAAGCGGUCUAUAA